AUGAAAUUUAAACCAAACAUAAAAAAUUUUAACGUUUUCUUUUUUAUAUUAUAUUUUGUGCGAUUGCUUCAAAGUAUAAAUGCUAAGAUAAGCAUAUCUGAUUUUAAUUAUUACAAUGAGGUAAAUGAGAUUAAUGUUAAUUUAUUAGAAACUGAAUAUAUAAGUAUUCUCAAAAUAAUAGGUGAUGGCACAACUAAUACAAAUUUUGAAAAUAGUUACGACUAUUUAAUUUCUGAUGAUGAACAAGACAAAACUUGUAAUGUAAUCCAUAAUAAAUUCGGAAACGUAAUUAUAAAGAAAAAUAUCGAUUCAAAUAUUUUAUUAGUUCAAAAAACAAAUGUAAAAACAUAUAUUAAAGACAAAAACAAUCUAUGCUCCACUAUAACCCCCAUUAAUGAAUCGAUAUACACCAUUCAAGAAAUUAAAAAAGAGGACGAUCAUAUAAGUGUUGGAGAUAUAGAACAAUGCAACGAUGAAAAUAUUCGUAUAUUUACCAAUUAUUUUGAUAUGCUAAAGGACAUCAUUAUCUCCGACAGUGAAAAAUGUGAUCAAAUCAUAGGACCUACAUUUGUUAAAAAAACUAAAGUUUUUAAUUGUAAAGGAAUCAUUGGACAUAUAAAAGAUAUACAUAAAUUAUAUAAUGGUACAUAUUAUAUAUGCAUGAAAGAUAAUUAUAUAUCAUUAAUACUUAGUAAGAUUACUAUUGAUAAACCAAUUCCUACUAGCACAUUUCUUUGCAAUUAUAAAAAUUCAAAUUGCUUAAUACCAAUUAAUGCUAAUAUUUUUAGUAUUGUACCAAUCACAAAUGAUGAAACUGUAAUAAUUAAACCAAAAUGUGAUGAUACGAGUUCUCCACAUAUAAAAACAAAUCAUAAAGUAGACGGCGGAUAUUAUUUAUUCAAUUUCGAAAAUAAUAAGGAAUAUUAUCUAGAGGUUUGCAUAAAAAAUGUUUCAAAAUAUAUAAUCGCGGGAUAUGUGUUUUUUUUAGAUGCAUUUAAUCCCAUUAUCUGCUUCGAAAAUUUCCAAUGCCCAAUUAAAUUAUAUACACCAAAAGACAAAAUUAAUUAUAUUGCAAACAAUAUUAAACUUGUAAAUCUUAUAUGGUCUAAUACUGAAUGCAAACAGAAUAAAUCGACAGGCAAAAAGAUAAGUACCAAUAUACAAAAAAGUGAUGAUACUUUGUAUAUUACUAGUGCUGACCCUAUACAAAAUGAAACUACUCUGUGUUCAAAUAAUGAUGAAUAUUAUCUUCCUCUAUUCACUAUAAAUUUAAUAAAAAACCCUGAAUAUAAAAUUUAUUACACCGUAAUAAAAGAUGUAGUUUUUAAUACUAUGAAUUACUUGUUUGAAUACAAUAAUUAUGCAGGCCCAUAUAUAAAAUAUGAAUGCUCCUAUAACUUAAAUGUUAAAGAUGAAUAUAAUAAUUCGGUAGAUAAUUCUGAUAAUGAAUUUAUACAUUCACUUGGUAAAUUAAAUUUUAACACCAAUGAAAAUAAUGCCAUUACUAUGAGGCUAUGCUUAAAGCAACAUAAUUAUUAUGAUAUAGGAUUCGUACAAAUUGAAAAAUUAACAAACAUAAAAAUUAUAUCGUUUAAUCCUUUCCUAUUUGAGGCUUCCAUCUUAUUAUAUAAAGAUAACGUUAACACAAAAUUUUCUCAAUUCGCAAUAAAGGAGCAUGAAAGUUGCCAUUCAGAUAAAGGAGAAUUUUUAAUGUCUACACCAUAUAAAGAAUAUGUCGAAACUCUAAAUAUUCGAAAACAUACGUCAAUAAGUGCAAAAGUAAAUUACAAAAUAGAAUUUCAACCCAAAUUAGAUAAAUCGCGAUAUUAUAUAUGUAUGUGUUCUGAAGAAAAACUUUGUAAAAAUAAUAAUAAUCUAAUAAAUUAUUACACAUACACAAACAUUUAUAUAGAUAAUGAGGUAAAAGACUUAAAUAAAACAGUGUAUAUAUGCAAAUUGUUUUAUAAAUGUGCAUUUACUAUCCAAUUCAACUCAUCACAAGUUUCCGAUAAAUGGAUAUCUAAAAUAGGAAAUUCAUGUAACACAAAUAAAAUAGUACACAUUGGAAUUGAUUACAAAUAUAAUAAUGUAUUAACUGAUCAUAAAUCCAAUAUAAUAGCUCUUGAUUUCAAUAUAUAUUAUAAUAUUAACGAAUGGAAUAAAAAUCUGUUCAAUACAAAUAUAAUUGCUUGCGGAAAUUAUAAUAAUCAAAGUUUUAAUAUUUAUAUAGAAAAUGAUUUUUUCUUAAUAUAUCAUAAUAUACCAAAUAUAGAAUUUGAUAUAAUUAAUAUAAAACAUGAUAAGUUAUGUAAUAAUAAAAAGGAUUUAUACAUAUACUCUUAUUUUAACGGCCAAGAAAAUUUAUUUAAAGAAAUAAAAAUUGAUGAAAAAACAAACCAUAAUCAAAUUAAUUUAAAAAUUGAUUAUAAUGAUUUAAAAAAUAACCAAUUAUAUUUUAUAAGAGAAUGUCAUUAUUGCCCUAAUGUAUUAAUGUAUCAUCAUAAUGACGAUCAUUACAUUUUUCAAAACACCGUAAACAUGCCAGAAAGGAAUUUUGAUCAAAUGAUUUAUGAAAAUAACUUAAUAUCGCUAAACAUGGAUGGUUCCAUAAAUAUAUACAAUUGCGAAAGCAGCACAAAAGAAAAUUAUAUAGUUACUAGUGUUAUAAUGUUUGAUGGUCCAGUUCAAGAAAUUAAUUUUUAUUGCCCUAUAAAUACUGACUGUAAACACACAGAACAAUUCUAUUUAUUAUGGUAUAAAUAUUCAUUAUAUAUUGAAGUUACAGAUACAAAAAGAAUUAUAGUUGUAUUACACGAAAUUCCAGAAAAAAAACUCAACCACCCAAACUCAUUUAGUACAAUAAAAAUUUCGAAAAUGAUACUAAUCGUAUCUUCUAUAAAAACUACUGAGAUGAAACCCGGUCCCUAUAAAUUGAUUUAUAGUAAAAAUGUUAAUGGUGUAAUUGUCGAAUCGUAUGUUGGUACAUUUCAUUAUAUUGGACCAAUUGUGCACAAAAAUAUUGUAAGUGAUGUUGCAAAUAAUAUUUUACUUGAAGGCUACUUUAAGCAAAUUGAAAACGAUAAAAUUAAAAUAAUAGCAUAUUCAACUUGCAAUUUCACGAAAUUAUUAACAGAUAUUUCUAAACCUAAUGAAAAUGUGAAUGAAAUUAAAAAAACAAUUCUAAGUAAUACUCAUGAAUGUAAAUAUAAUAAUGAUCACACAUUGAUAUGUGAAGAUGCACAAUUAAAUAAUGAAAAAAUUAAUUUAUGCUGGUGCUAUGAAAUAUCUGAAAAAUAUUGUGAAAAUUUAUUGAAUGUUCAAUUAAAAAUAAUAGAAUAUUCACCGUUGCAAUCCAUUCUAAAUCCCAUUACUCAAAUAAGUAAAUCAUCAAAUUUUAAUUUUAUGAAUUAUAAAACAGAUGGUUACUUUUUUUUAAUAGAAAAAAAUUGUUUAGAUAUUAAAAAUUUAGAUUUAAAAUCAAAUUUAAGUGACCCAAACCACAUCCAAGAAAUUUAUAAAAGAUUAAAGUAUCCCAAUAAAUAUAAUAUGUGUGUAUGUAUAUUAAAAGAAAAUAUUCUAUGUGAUAAAACAACUGAUUUUUCACGAUUAAUUGUUACUAUAGAACCAAUUUCAUAUAAAUUAAUUAAACAAAAUGUAAAUGAUGAUUUUAAUAAAAAUAGUAAUAAAGUUCAUGAUUUUGAUUUUGAUCCAGAUUUUAAAGAAAAAUUAGAUGAAGGUGUAGCACCAGUUACUAUUAUUCUACCUGGACCAAUACAAUAUAAUAAUUAUAUUUGUUUUUCUGGAAUAUUGUGCAGAACAAUAAUAAAUUUUAAGCGAAUAAUUCCCAUUUCCGAAUUGUAUACAUCUAACAAACGUAUAGAGGACAAAGGAAAACCAAAAAAAGCCAAUGAUGAUAAUAAUAAGAGGAUUGCUAAGCAUGUAAAGGAGGUAGGCGAACUAUAUUUUACAUUAAAUGAUACCAAAGAGUGUAAAAAUGAGAACCAAAAAAUAUACAAAAGCGACCUAGGUGAUGUUAUUAUUGCUCAAGAAAUACAAUAUUUAAUGUAUCAAUUAGUAGAUGUAAUUUAUGAUUUGAAAAUAAAUAUUGUCCCCCAAAAAAUAAACAAAAUUUAUGAGAUAUGUGCAUCAUUAAGUCUGAAAGAUAUAAAUUAUUAUAACAUUGGAAGUGUUACUUUUUAUGGGAUUUUUAAUGAAAAUUAUAAUCCUGGAAACAUAAAAAGUGCGGAAGAUGGGGAAUUGGGAUCUAAUUAUUAUGAAAUUGUUUCCGGUGUUUCUUUCACCCUUGAAGUAAAACAAUUUUACACAAGUUAUGAUAUAUUCAUUCGUAUUGUUUAUCAAAAUUUUGGAGAUGGCCCAUUCUGCCAUAUUAAUAAUAAUACUCGUGAAAAAAUUUAUUCGAGAAACACCGUUCAAGAAUUUCUAUUACAACAUGAAAAAAAAAAUAUAGCAGAUAAUGUUACUAGUCAUAAGUGGGAAGACUUAAUAUUAUCUUUAGAUGUAGACAAUACUAAUUAUAUGGCUUCACAUAAAAACAUCGACAAACCACAAUAUGUUUUGGUUUGUUCUUGUUAUGAACUAAUCGAAGGGAAUUGCCGUUCUCAUGAUAUGUAUACCAGCGAAAUCAUGAAAUAUCGUAUGCAUACAGCUAUUCUAAAAUCACCGAAAAUUAAUUCUACACUAAAUUUCCUUGAACCAGUUACUAUCACAUUACAAACAGCUAAAGAGUUAUCUGGAUCUAUAAAAAUAUUUCCAAUAGAAAUGGAAGAAGACUUGAACAAAUUAUGCUUAGAAUUAAAUCGAAGAAAAAUGUUUAUAAUUUAUGAUAAAUCCGACCUGAAUGAAUACGAGCAAAAUUAUGAAAUAAUUAUCGAUUUCUUAGCACAAGGUAUUAUAAUAUGCUGGUGUCCAAAACAUAUGUGUGAUGAUAAUGAUUAUUUAACUAAAGUUGCUUUUUUCAAAACGAAUGCCCCAUUAUUUUUAAAAGUUGAUACCGAUCCCACAGGCCAUUUUUCCUUUAAUUUUUUAAAUAAUUUAAUAAGUAUAGAUGAUAGAAUCAUAUUUGUGGAUUCUAAUUUUUCUUGUACUGACAAUGUACAUGAUAAUUUGUUCGAUAACACGAUUGAAAUAGAUAAUCAAACUUAUUCUCUAAGUUUUGAACAAAAAUUGAAUAUAUAUGGAACACCGCAAAAAAUUGUAAAAGAAAUAAAUGGAAAUUUUAUGUGGGUUUCGAAAAUUUAUAAAAUCAAAAAGCCAGAAAUCAGCGUAAAAAUAUGUUAUUGCUUUUAUUUUUAUAAUAACAAUUGCAAUGAUGUAAAUAGUUAUAUAUAUAUUGGUCUCGUCUACAAUAAUACAUUAAUGGAAAAGAACAUUACAAAUUCAGAUCUAAUUUAUAAAUCACCAAAUAUUAACUAUUUUAGUAAAGAUUCUAUAAAGUUUGUUUCAAUAAAUAGCUUUAACAAAUAUGCUAAUGUUUGUAACAAUAGGACUCACAACAAUUUUGUUAUUAUACCCUUUGUUAAAAAUGAGGCAUUUCAAUACCACGAUUACAAAUCAAGAAUAUUAAAUGUUUUUAAAAAAUAUUAUAAAAAUGAAAUUAAUUUCGUAAUAUGUUAUAGUUCUUAUUAUUAUGGAAAUAAAACUACCUAUCUAUUAAAAUCUAUACAAGUUGAUGAUAAUCCUUCUUAUACAGACACGAUUAAUUAUAACUAUGAAUUGAGUCAGAUGGGACUUUUACUUGAUUACAAAAAAACAAAUACAAAUAAACAAAGUGAUGCAGAUUCAGAUGAUUUUGAAAAAAUGUAUUCAUCCUUGAAAAAAUUUAAACAAGACACAAAUAUAUUUAGUGAGUAUUUUUAUAGGCAAAUUUCUAUCAAAUCACAAAACACCUCAAAAAUUAAUAUAUAUAAUAAUUAUCAAGAAUAUAAUAAUGAUAAUAUACCAUUAGACAUAAAAUUAAAAAAAUUAUUAUCUAAGUUUUAUGAUAUACAAAGUAUUGAUGUAAAUGAAUUGGUAUAUUAUAAAAAUAGUCAAAGUAUAUUUGCAAACUUUAAUUUAGAAAAUAUAAUUAUUAUCAAUGCGAAAAAGGUUAUAUUUUGUUGUCAAGAAGAAGAAUACUUUGAAGUAGAAAUAGUUGACGAUAAUAAAUAUGUGAUUAAAAAAGUUUCAAAAAUACAGCAGUUGUUAAAUAAAUUUAAAAAUUAUAAUGCACAACUUGAAAAAAAUAUUAAAGAUCAAAAUUUAAUAUUAGAACAAUUUACCAAUUUAUACUACAAAAAUAAUCGCCCGCAUUAUUUAAUGAUAAAAGAUUCAACUGAUAUAGGAUUUUAUAAAAACCAUAUGGUUAUCAAAUUAGCAGAAUAUAACUUUUCUAUACAAAUAAAAGGAGAAAAUAUACCAGAUCAUAAAUUUAUAUUAUAUAUCAUAGAGUUUAAUAACAGUUGUUAUACCAUUGAUAAAAAAUUAUUUUAUGUAGAAAAAUCUGAAUUUUCCAAUAAAAAUAGUAAAUCCAUAACUUUCAAAGACAUACAAAUAAGCAAAAUAAAUAAUUAUAAAUUAUGCAUUCUAGACAAGACGGAAAAUAUAUAUACAGACGUGGGUAUAUUAAACAUUACAAAUUAUUAUAUUGUAAAUGAUUCAUAUUUUGAUGAUGAUAACAUUCCAUCAACUAGUAACCAAAAUAAUUAUGCCAUUUUAAAUGUUUGCGUAAAUAUCCAAUAUAACAAUGUUUAUAUAAUAAAAAAAAGUAGGAGCUUCUAUUUUGAAAUUGAUUCAAAAAAUCUAACAUUUUUAAAAAAAAAUAAUAAUUUUAAUAAAUAUUUUCCUGAAUUACAACAACAUCAACUAAUAUCUUGUAAAAGCAAAGACAAAUAUACAAUUAUUUUAACCAAAACUAAUGUAUUUCUUUACAUACUGAAUCAUAAUAAUAAUACUAGUGAAUUAUCCUUCUCAACAAGCCAUAAUAUAAUGUUUGCUGUUGAUAUCGAUUUUGACGACAAUUAUAUAUACAUAAGCGAUUUACAUUUAAAGAAAAUAAUUCGACUACAAAUUAUGAUUAAUGGAAUACCAACCUCUAUAGUGAAUAAAAGAUCGAAAAGACAUAUCAUAGGGGUAGAUCAAUCAAAUAUUAAGCUACUCCAAAACAAAAUUCUUAACAAAGGUAAACUACUUAAGAGCUAUGUUAUGCAUGCAAAAACUAGCGAUGAAAAUCAUUUACAAACAAAUCAUUUAGUGAACAGUUCAAAUAUUUAUGAUGCACAGCAUUACAAUAGAUUUGAUGUAUUAUUCCCCAAAUUAUUAAUUAAUAAAAAUUCACACAAAUUCGAACAAUUAAAGCUAAAAAAAUCCAAAAAAAGCGAAACCAAUAACUUCAACAAACAGACAAUGAGAACCAAUCUAAAUUACAAUCCACAAAACACUCAAAAUCCAAAACAAAAUAAUGAGAUAGUUACUUUUUUACAACAAUAUAAUAGUUACGCAGUUUCUAAUAAUGUAAAAAAGAAUUUUUUAAAAGAUGAAAAUAUCCAAAUGAAUUAUAGAGAAAGUUCAAUGAGUAAAAUCAUUAGUAAGCUAUAUAAUUAUCUUAAAAAAACUGUUAGUAACAUAAGUUCGAGUGUAUAUUUAUACAAAAUAUUAGAUAAUAAAAAUAUUCUCAAAGAAAAAUCAAUUAUCAGCAAUCUUUUAAAUUUAUUCAAAAAGAGCAAAAAAAAAAUGAAUAGCUACGAUAAUAAUGCAAUGUCGUUAAAAAUACCAGAUUCUAUAAUUGUACAUGAAGAAAAGAAUGUGUCUAAUAACCCUAAUAUUAUGAAUACUACUAGUGAACUUACAAGAAAAAAACGAAACGCGCUUCAAAAAUUAGACCAAUCAGAUUAUGAUAAAAUCAUACAAAAGAAUAUUGAAAAUUUUGUAAACUUGCCAAAUACAGAAAAAUAUUUGCCUAAUAAUAUGAGUUACCUUGAUAUUGCAAAUUUAAAAAGUCCAUUACAUAUUUCUAUACAUGAUAAUAUAUUAUAUAUAUUAGACAGGACAAAAAACAAUUUUUUCAGUUAUAAUUUGAAAAGUAAAAAAAUUAUUGAAUUAGAAAAAUACAAUUUUUCAACACAUAAAUUUACUUUAAAUAAUCCUUUAAAUUUUUCAAUAUAUGAAGGAAACAAAAUUAUACAUACUGAGCAUACAAAUAAAUUAGCAUUUGUAUCACAAAUAAACAGUAAUGAAGUAAAAAUUAUUGAUUUGAAUCAAAAUCAAUACAAAAUUAUUAAAGCAAUAAAAUUAAGAAAAGGAUAUAAAAAGCAUCGCAUUAUUAAUAAAGUAAUACCGAUAAACGAAACUUUAUUAAUAAUUACGUCACAAGAUCUUAAUGAUAAUGGAAUUACUCCUCAUCACUACCAUUAUUAUUUUAAUUUAUUUAGUCAUUAUUUUCAAAUAUCUUUUAGUUAUACAUUUUCCAAAAGGUAUACUGCAAAUGAUCAUUUACAUAUAAUACCAGAAAUAGAUAAAAACAGUGACACUAUUAUUUAUUUCUGUUUUUUAAAUUCAAGCAACAAAUGCACAAAUGUAGAUGAAUUAACGAAAUUAAAGAUUUCUUAUAAUACUGGAAUAAUAACAGGAAAACUAAACUAUUUUGGGACGUUUAAAUUAACAAUUUUUGCAAAAACAUAUUUUCAGUAUAAAAUUAAUAUUUAUGAUAACUUAUAUUCUUAUUGUGGAAUUGGAAAAAAAUUUAAUAUAAAUAAUAACGGAUGCGAAGGUUGCCCAAUAGGGACAUUUUGGAAUAAUGAAAUGUUAUUAUGUGAAAAAUGUGAUGGAUAUAAAAAAAAUACAUCUACAUUAAAAAUUGGAUCAAAAUUAAUAACAGAUUGUUUAUGCUCAGCUGGAUAUGAAUAUUCAGAAAAAACACAUAGUUGUGAACAAUGUAAACCAGGUUAUUACAAAAAUAGAGUUGGAAAUUUUAUUUGCAUUAAAGGAUGCAAAAUUAAUGAAACAAGUAUUAUAUAUGGGGCCACAAAUUAUGAUGAAAUGUCUUGUAAAUGCGUUGAAGGGUAUUAUAUGAACAAUCAAAAAUGUACAUUAUGUUUAAAAGAUCAUUAUUGCCCAGGAAAUGAAGUUAUUAUACAAUGCAAUCAAAAUGAAACAUCACAAAUAGGAUCAAAAUUGAAAGAAAAUUGUGUGUGCAAAGAAAACUUCAUAUAUAAUAAGGAAAAUAAUAAUUGUACUUAUUGCGUAUCUAUUGCUAAAGUUAAAUCGGAACCCAUUUAUUGUAAAUUAUGCGAAGAAAAAUAUCUAAAUAUCAAUAUUUUUGCUGUACCUUAUCAAAAUAAUUACGGGUUAGUAAACACGAUACAUAAUUACUAUGAAGAUUUUAUCUUGGAUAAGGAAAAUGUGAGGUAUGCUUAUUUUGGUAAAAAGUUGGAACGCGAAGAAAACCGAGAAAUUCAAAUUGAUUCGAAAAUACCUAGAAAUUAUGCAAAUUAUAUAAAUUUUAUAAAAUUUAACGAUCAUGACAAUAAUAAAAACGAUGCUCUCGAUGGCGGAAAUGAUGCUAAAGAUACAAUAAAAUUUGCAAUUGAAGUUAACACACAUCAUCAUACUAACUGUGUAUUUUGUGAGAGUGGACAUUUUAUAGAUUAUAAAAAAAAUAAAUGCUUGCCUUGCAGUAAUAAGUAUUGUAAAGGGUUUUCCAAAGAACCCAAAAAUUGUCCUAAUAAUUCCAUUGUAAAUAAAAAAGAGGCGUCUUCUAUUUUCGAUUGUGUUUGUAAACGUGGUUAUGGAACAUUAAAUGAGAGAAGAAAUGGGAUUAAAAAAUCCUUAACCUGUAAGGUAUGCCCAAAAAAUUUCUUUAAACACAAUACAACCGAUGAAUACUGUUUACCUUGUCCCUAUAAAACUUAUACAUUAUUAGAAGGAUCAAAUUCGAUAAGCAAUUGUUUGCCUAGAGAAGGACAUUUUAUACUAAUGCUUAGAAAUAUAAAUAUAGAAUAUUUAAGGUAUAAAUUUGAUUCGAAUAUGGAAAACACAAUUUAUAAUUACUUUCAAAAUAAUAACAAAAGUUUUGAUGAUGAUGUGUAUGACUUAUUUUUAAAUAACAAUUUUGAGCAGGUAUUUCAAAAUUUGAAUAAUAACACCAAAACAAAUAAUAGCAUUAAUAAAAAAAAUGGAAAUAAAGAAGAAAAAUUAUAUCCCAAAGAAGAUAACGAUCAAAAUGUCAUCAACAAUAACCCCAACAAUCAAAAUAAUAACAAUAAUAAAUACAAUUUAAAGGAUUUGAAAAAACUCGGGUUUCUUGAACCAAACGUAAUAUAUUAUAUAUAUUCAAUAAUGUUAAAAAAUAUAGAAGACAAUUAUAACUGGGAAAAUGACAAUAAUUUAAAUGUUAUUUGCCAUAUUAAUGUUCACUCGAAAAAUAACCCUAAUUUUACAGUUACAUAUACACCAAAUUUGAACUCGUGCAUAUCCAGUUGUAAAAGUAAUAUAUAUUGUACUGGUGUCGAAUUUUCUCGGUAUCGAGUUGAAUAUGAACAAAUUUUUUUAAAAAAUAAUCAAAAGAUUAUUGUUGGAUAUUUUAAAUGCAAAAAGUUUUAUUAUAAAGAUAUAUAUUAUUAUUCUUCACCUAAUUUAGAACAAUUUUUAAAUGAAAACGUUCAGAAUGGUGUACCAAUAAAGAAUCCUCUGGCUUAUAAAAAUUUUAUAUUAGGAUACAAAAAUAAAACAAUAUUUACAUGUUCUAUAGACAGAGAUAAAAAAUAUUUAUUAUAUAAGAAAUAUCAAAUAACAGAAUGUUUUGCUGGAAAAUUUUGUCCUGGUAAUAAUGUCCCUUAUUUGAUAUCAUGCCCAAACAAUUCAACGACAAUAGUAAAGUUAACGUCAACUGUUGAUAAAUGCCUAUGCAUGGAAGGUUACGCAUAUUUAGGAUUAAUAUCUCACCGAUGCUCAAUUUGUGAAAGAGGUACAUAUAAGAACACAAUAGGAAAUAUAAAAUGUGAAAAUUGCCCUUUAACCUUUUCUACGAUCAAAAUUGGAUCCAAAAAUAUUAGCGAUUGCUCAUGUACCCUUGGAAAUUAUAUCGAAUUUGAUACCUUAGGCAAUUUUAUUAAAGCAGAAAAUAUUAUUUACAAAAAUAUUGAUCAGUAUUUUAUUGUCCCCCAAAAAACUGAUGAUAAUAUAUAUUACAUGACAAAAGCUAUAAAAAUAAGUUUACAUAAUCUUAAUAAAAAGGAUGACACAGAAUAUAUUAAUCAAAUAUUAAAACUACAUAUAGCAGUAUGCAGACCCUGUUCUCUUGACAAUCAUUAUUGUGAAGGUGGUAUAGAAUCAAAUGUUGUUUUUAAUAAUAAACUUAUAAACAACAAUAUUCACACAUUGCCAAAAAAGUGUCCUAAUGAACUUGUUAUACCUCAAGGAAUUAAACAAAGAAGUUCAAUAAAAAAUUGCUUAUGCGUUCAUGGAAAAGUCUUAAGAGAAUUAAAAGAUAACACUUUUGAAUGCUUUCCAUGUCCUCCUAAUACAUUUAAAGAAAGUGAGUAUGAUAAUAGUUGUUCAGGAGUGUGCCCACACUUCUCAACAUCUUUUAUUGGUUCAUCAUUUGAAAAUCAAUGCUUUUGCAAAAAUAAUUAUUACUUAACUACUGCGAAAAUUAACAAUCAAAAAAAUUCUAAUAUAAAAAAAAACUGUGAACUUUGCCCAACUGGAGCUAUUUGUAAUAGAGGUUUUAACAUUGAUUUAUUUAUAAAACUGCUAAAGGACAGGACAUAUAAUAAUAUAAGCAUUUUAGAUCAUGAAAACCCUUAUCCAGUAUACGGAUAUUACGCAGUAUAUAAAAGGAACAAUAAAAAUACUUUAUGGACACCUAUGGACGACAAAAAUAGUAGCAGCGAUGAUGAAAGUACAAAUAACAACACGAAAAAUAAUACAGAUGCCAAUUUCAAAUAUACUUAUCCAUAUUAUAAUCUAAUUUUGUACAUUCAAAAGCAUGUACAAAACAUGAACUAUUUUUUCUUUGAAAACAAUAACAAAUUUUAUUUAGAUAAAACCUUUAUUGAAUCUGUAAAGAACAAAAAUGAAAUGAAAAAAAAAAAUAAUAAACAUGUAGAUGCAACAGAAUCAAUUAAUGAUAUAUAUAAUCAAUACAAUACAAUAUCCUUUAUCCAAAAUGAGAACAAAUCUGAUACGUCCAAAUAUCAAAAUGACCAAAGCCAUAACAAUCGUAAAGAAAAAAAUAUAUAUACAAAACAAAACAAAAAUUCAAAUACAACUCACGAUCCAACAAAAGUCGAUUUUUAUAAUUUAUUUUCCAUGCAAAAUAAAUAUUUGUCCUUUUUAGAAAGCAAUAAAAAUAUGAUCAAAGACACCAAUAAGGAUACGAAUAAUUUAAUAAAAGAAAUGUUUGAUAAUAAUCUAAAAGAGGCAAAAAAAAUAACAGAAAGAAACAAGCAAUUUGAAAGGACACCUGAUAUUCACCCAUGCAAUUUACCAGAUAGAUGCCUUGGAACUAUAACAAAUUUAUGUUAUGAAGGUUCAACAGGAUAUCAAUGUAAUAGUUGUUCAAAAAAUUAUGACAUGAAAUAUUUUAAAUCUAAAUGUACAAAGUGUAGAAAUAUUUAUCAUGAAAUAUUAAGCAUAAUAUUAUUAAAAAUUAUAUAUUAUGUAAUUAUUAUUUAUACUGUCUCAUUAAAUUAUAAUAGCUGUUUAAAUAAGCUAUAUGUAAGUGGAGUUUUAUUCAGAAUAUGGUUUAAUUGUUCAUUUAAUUUUAUUUCUUUAGGAUUCUUUUCACCUAAUGAUCUUUCAUUUAUUACAAGAUAUUGGUAUGUAUAUAAAGAGAUAUUCCUUUAUCACUUAAAAUUUGUUUCACCUUAUAUAAGAGUUGGAUGCUUUAUGAGUUAUUAUAAUACUGAUAUUACGUAUAAAAAUAUAUGGUAUAUACAAAAAUAUCUCAAUAUUUUUACAUUUUUUUUUGAUGUUUUUUUUAUUACUCUUAUUUUAUUUAUUAUUAUGAAAAUAUCAAAUUUUUGGCACCGAAAAAAAAUACAAAAUUUUGAGAUUAUGUUAUCUACAGUCCCCGAAGUGUACGACAAAUUUAAAAUAGAACAAAAUGAAAAAAGAAAACCAAAAAAAAAAAAGACCCCCAAAAUACACAUAUUUAAUAGCAAUCACGAAGACCAAGAAGACGGGUCACAAAAUAAUUUAACACUAAUACAUGAUUUAGAAAAAAAUGAAAGUCAAUCAGAUGAAUAUACUACUCAUGGUGAUGCACAAAAUUUACAAAAUAAUAGGCAUGAUUGCAAUUUACAGGAUGGACAAAGUGAAGAACCCCAUACUUUGAAAAAUAAUACAAACAAUCCAAUAGAAAAAAAAUUCAAUUUUCUAAUAAAGAAUAAAAAGUCAAUAUUGAAUAAUAGUCAAAUAGAGAAUAACUUAACCGAAGACAAUGAAAGUAUCCACGAUGAAAGUUAUGAAUUAAAAUACAUAAAAAAAGAGCAUACCAUGUAUUCCCCAUUUUUGAAUGAAGCUGUUGAAUAUAUCUAUGAUAAAAAAAUGUUUGGUCCAUGGCGUUUUAUAUAUAAAAAAAAUGAUUGUUUCAUAAAACGAUUCCUAGAAUUCAUAAGCGAUAAUAUUCCAUGUUAUAUUUUAAUGAUUAUUAUUUCAACUCCCUACAUAAUUUUGGAAACUGUACAAUUGUUUUAUUGCAAAUCUAUCAAAUUUAAGACUGAAAAAAGUGAAUUAUAUUUAGCAUAUUUGACUACUCAAAAAUGUACAACUUCUUCAGCUUCCUUUAUGAUGGGUUUAAUUGUAGCUUUCGUAGUAUUAUUAUUUUAUAUAGCUAUAUUGAUUUUGUUAUUAUAUUUAUAUUCAAAGAGAAAAACAAUUAAACUGUUUAACAAAUUCCUCAAAAAUUUAUUAUCAGGAUAUAGACAAGGAAAAGAAAUAUUUGAAGUAAUAUUUUUACUUAAAAAUAUAAUUCUAGUAGUUAUUAUAGCAUUUACUAUUUAUUAUCACUAUUAUUAUAUUGUUGUAAUUACUUUAACAUUAACACUAUUUUCGAUAUUAGAAAUAAUUUCAGACCCAUUUGAUAGACGAUCGUUUAAUAUACUAAAUAUAUCAUUACGUGUGGGAAGUGUUUUAAAUAUAUUUUUUUCUAUCAUUAUUUGGGGGAGCUUCUAUUUGAAUUAUGAAAGGAAUAUCAUGUUUCCCUUUUUUAUUGUGAUUUUAUAUCAUUUUUAUAUGGUGCACAAUAUAGUUAAAGAAGUAAUUUUUUCGAAAUAUGUUAUUACCCUGCAAACUUAUAUUAAUGUACAAUCUGUGGGAUACGAUGACCAUACUAUUAAAAAUAAAAAUUAUAAAUUUUAUUAUAAAAUUAUGAAUAAAAUCAAAUUUGUAUUGAAAAAAAGCCAUAAAGAAAGUAUAUUGCAAUAUGCUAAAAAUAAUAACUCUAUAGAAAAAAUAGAUGAUCAACCAAAAGAAUACAUACAUUUUGAGGCAAUUGAUAAUAUUAUCAGAAAAUAUAAUGAUAAUUUAAAAAAAACAGUAAUAAGAAAUAAAGACCAAAGCGAAGAAAUAAUAGACAGCGAAAAAAAAAAUAUAAAAAGAAAAGCAAGCUCUUCAUUAAAAAAAAAAAAAUUGUCAGCUAAUGUGUGCGAUGUAGCAUAUAUAUGGUAUGAUGAAAAAAAUCAAGAUUUGUUUUUCCAAAUGCCUUUUGAAGAUAAGUUAUCUUCAAGUUUUAAUAAAGAACCCAAUGAAAAAACAUAUAAUAUAUUCGCUCGUAUACCAGAUUAUAUCAAAGAUAAAGAAACAAAAUAUAAUAUUAAAUAUUUUGUACUAGCUAUAAUACAAGUUAUUGAUAAAUUCGUGGUUAUAUCGAAAUCAUGUUCUAUAUAUGAAAAUUGGUUUGAUUUUGCAAUGAGAUUUGCAUUUGUUUAUAUAUCAUGGAUUAAAAAAAUUAAUAAAAAAAAUAUAAUUAUACCGACCACCAUAGAUCAAUUACAUGCUAUAACAGAUGAAUAUAUAUAUAUCCCUUUAUUUUAUAAAUAUGAGUAUUUUACUCGCCCCCAAAAAGCAUGUUAUGAAUCUCCAAAAGAACAAACAAAUGAUGCUCCAAAUAAUUGUGAAGAAGGAAAGUAUAGAACUGAAACAUUGGAAAAAAUUAAUAGUUUCCAAAAUACAGAAAUAAAAAUUAGUCGAAGUUAUGGAUCAUAUAGCAAAAUGAACAGUUUAAAGAAUAGGAAAAAAGAGAAAGAAACAAACGAUUAUUUUAAUGAGCAAAAGAGCAGGGAAAAUUCAUUUAAUGGAAAUGAUACAAAUUUAUCCAAUUUUGUUCGAGAUAAUACAAAAGAAUCUAUAUCAGAGAAUUUUCCCAACAAUUCUCAAAAUGUAAAAAGUUCUAAAGAUGAUGAUAAUAAUUCAAAUGAAGAAAAUUCUGUUAUAAAAUAUUUAAAAAAAAAGGAAAGCAAAAAAAGAAACAAAAAAAGAAACAAAAAAAAUUCCAACGAUAAUGAUAGCAAUACUGCUAGUAUUGCGAAGAAGGCUUCGCUAAACACAUUUAACUAUUCAUUAGACAUUUUUUCCUCGGAGAUGUUUAAUGAAGCAAAUUAUAAAAUUCUAAUUUCUCUGUUUGAAUUGUAUAUAGCUAUGAGUACAUUAAAAACUAUGAAUUCUCAUACCUUUAAUAAAUUAUAUAAACUUUAUAACAAAAAGUAUAUAAUUUUUGAAAAGAAUCUUACGUUUUAUAUUAAUAAUUUAAGAAAUGAAAUAAAACGUGAAGCCAAUGAAAUUGAUAAUGAAAUAAGCCAAGAAAAUCUUGUUGAAAAAAUUAAAAUACAAAAUUAUUAUUACUAUAAAGAGGAAUUAGUAAAACGAAAAAAUAUUGAAGGAGAGUUGAUAUUAAAAAUAAAAAACUUAGAAGAUUGUAUUGAGGCAAAUAAAAGAUCGCGUGCAAUAAGAGAUCUUCUAAAAAAUACACAAAAUAAUAAUGAACCAGCUGGAAAUCUAGCAGAUGAUAUUAAUUUCAUAUUCUCAUUUUUGCAAAAUGAAGAAACUUAUAAAUUAGAUCAUUCAAAAAAAAAGGAAUAA
Plasmodium yoelii is the source of this 16077-nucleotide messenger RNA. Its product is annotated as cysteine repeat modular protein 4. Bases 1 to 16077 code for a protein of 5358 amino acids. The record is from RefSeq and is a predicted model, not a curated record. Lineage: Eukaryota; Apicomplexa; Aconoidasida; Haemosporida; Plasmodiidae. The transcript is spliced from 2 exons.